Molecule: messenger RNA, 477 nt
Organism: Caenorhabditis briggsae
Lineage: Eukaryota; Metazoa; Nematoda; Chromadorea; Rhabditida; Rhabditidae
Exons: 5
Coding region: 1-477 (158 amino acids)
Source: RefSeq, a predicted model, not a curated record
AUGCCGGAAAUUACAAACUCUAACAAAAUGAUUGAAGACGAAACAUACGAUAUUUUGAGAAAAAAAUGUGACUACCUGAUCUUCGUGACUUUCUCUUUUCUUGUCUCUUCGGCAAUAAAAUUAAUUUUUUCGGUUAUUGAUGGAUUUCGAAAUGUAAAAUCCUCCAAUACCAACAGGUUCAUUGCUUAUACUCUUCUUUUUUUCGAAUUUCACACUAUAAUACUGUUUUUUUUGUUCAAUUGCAAUUAUUAUUUAUCACAUUUCACAAAGAUUUUUAAAGUUAUGGGCAAUUUGUGGGUUAUGAUAUUAUUCAUGCCAAUUUGGUACUCAAUUCACAUAUUUGCUAAUGGUUUUGGAGCAUUGGUUUUAUGGAAAAUAAGCAAUCUGAAACGAGAUUAUUAUGAAGAUGAUAUAUACUUGGUGAUCUAUGGAGGAGAAGAGAGCUCGAGAAAGAAAAUGGAAAUUAAUAAACUCUGA